Molecule: messenger RNA, 2587 nt
Organism: Stegastes partitus (bicolor damselfish)
Lineage: Eukaryota; Metazoa; Chordata; Actinopteri; Pomacentridae
Gene: ackr5
Product: atypical chemokine receptor 5
Exons: 2
Coding region: 128-1207 (359 amino acids)
Biological process (GO): G protein-coupled receptor signaling pathway
Cellular component (GO): membrane
Molecular function (GO): G protein-coupled receptor activity
Source: RefSeq, a predicted model, not a curated record
GGCUGCUCGAUUGCUCAGAUAGUCUUCAGCAGCAGAGCUGGAAGGAUUAAUCAUCCUUCUGCAGGCUGCACAGCGAACACUCUCCAGAAGACAGCGAGGCCUCAGAAGGACCUGCUAACGAGGAAUCAUGAGCACCGACCAGCACAACCACUCGCUGGACUUCCUGAACGGGACGCCGUGGUUCGUCUUCGAGUGCACCAUCGAGCUGGACAACAACUCGCGGCGCAUCGCCCUCUUCCUCAUCUACCUGUUCAUCUUCGUGGUGGGGCUGCUGGAGAACCUGGUGGUCGUCUGGGUCAACUGGCGCCGGCGGCACUCGGCCAACAGCGUCCUCUUCUGCAUCAUCAACGUGAGCCUGUCGGACCUGAUGGUGAUCGUGAUCCUGCCCUUCUUCAUGAUGGAGGUGACCAUGGACAAGGUGUGGCUCUGGGGCCGCUUCCUCUGCAAGGUCACCAACCUCGUCUACCUGGUCAACUUCUACAGCAGCUCCUUCUUCUUGGCCGCCAUGACGCUGGAGCGCUACCUGUCCCUGAGCCGGCCGUCGUCCGCCGCCUUCUUCCCGGUGGCGGGCCGGCAGCGCUGGGUUCUGUGCGGGGGCCUGUGGGUUCUGUCCCUGUUCCUGGCCCUGCUGGAAAACGUCCACGUGGACAUCCUGGAGUGGGACGAGCCGGGCUGCUACAUGCUGCCCGAGCACAACUUCACCGAGUGGUUCGUGUCGGUGGCGCUGAUCGGGAUGCUCUUCCAGUUCCUCGUGCCCGCCGCCGUCAUCAUCACCUGCAACCUGCUGAUCGCCCGGGCGGCCCGGACGGCGCCGGACGUGGAGGGCCGGCGGGACGUGUGGCUGGUCCACGUGUACUCGCUGGUGUUCGUGGCGUGCUGGCUGCCGUACCACCUGGUCAUCUUCCUGAUGAUGAUCGACGACCUGAACCCCUACAUCUUCAGCUGCAACACGGUGGAGGUGCUGUACUUCUCCUUCAGCGUGCUGCAGAGCCUCUCGCUCUUCCACUGCGUCGCCAACCCCGUCCUCUACAACUUCCUGAGCCGGAGCUUCAGGAACAACCUGGUCAACACCGUGCUGAACCACAUACCCAGACCGGCGGAGCAGGAGGGCGCCGCCUCCAAACCCAACGGCCCCAACGGAGGCGACCCGGAGAAGCAGCGCAAGAUCAGCAACGCCAGCACCAGCCAGUCGGACGUGGGAUCGUAAGAGAAGAAGAACGAAACCGGCAGAACUGAGCGCAGACUGAUCCCAUAAUCCUGUUCUGUGUUAAAAGCAUGUAUCUGAUGGCGGGUUGAAACGGAGGAGGGCAGGAAAUGUUUGAUGCUUUUUUUCCGCCGAGCUGCUCGACUCCCACAGGAACUCGUGGCACCAUCUGAAAUCUUAACAAAGAAGAAGCGCCACACCAGGAAUGCGCGUAAACAAAAUUCUGUCCCAACAGGAUGCAAAUAUCGCAGCUGUAGCUACUCGAUGCUUAUUUAUCUGUCUCUGAUGUAGUGCUGCUCUGUUCAAAUGCAAUAAAACUCCCUCCAACACCGUCUCCGUCCGUCUGCGCUUAGCGAAGGAAAAAAAAAAAGAGCCUCAGAGACGCAUGUAUGUGGAAGCUGGGUGUUUAUUCUACGAGCCGCUCCGCUAUCUCCCCGCUAACGAGCUUUAUUACAGUCGCUUCCAUUUCUGGAAUGUGUUCGACAGUUUUUAACGAGAUAAGAAAAAAAAAAAAAAGAAAACAGGGGGGGGUUUCAGUCCACAGAUGGCACAAUAGCAGGAAGAGUCCACAGGCCGAAGGUCAGGACGCCUGGAAGCACGUUUCUGCAAGUUCAUCACUGAAAUUCUGAUGAUGGACGUAAAAAUAGUUCAGGGGCUGAUAACAGUCGUCCUCCUCCUCCAGGCUUUGUAUGAUUCUCAAAAACAUUCAUCGAUAGCUUUAGAAACAGUUAAUGAGACGUAUAAAGGCACCAAAACAAUAAUAAUAAAUACUCGUCAUAAAUAUGAGGUAAGACACGAACAUCACACAGAAUCACGUUCCUACAACACGACUUUAAGGACGCGUAAAAAAACCGUCGCGUGUGAAAAUAGUGACUGUAAAUAUAAGAAAAUAAUCUUUGUGCUACAAUGAGGCGCUACAGUUAGAAACGAUCCUGAUAUAGAAACAUACAGACGUGUUCGGGGUUCAACGACAGCUUUCAGCCGCCGAACGCUGCCCCCCAGUGGCUCCUCGGUGAACAGCAGCCGGUCCAGUAGAUAUCAUACAUUCUAAGACAGAGCUGCGAGAUGAACAGAAAACCCACCAGAACCGGUCCUGAUGGUCAGAACAGCCAUCAAACUAAACGUAUAACAUCCUCCAGUUGAACGUCUGAACGGGAAGAAUUUGCAGAUUUUUGUGUUUAAAGUCAAACUUUUUGUGUUUUGGACAAAAAAAAAAAGCAAUUUUACAGAAAUAAUAAUCAAAAAUAUAAUCAAUGGAAAUAAUCUUCAGUCGGGAACAAUAUUGAUUAUUAGUAAAUAAUUUCCAGCCUGAUGUUUGUUUGUUUUUUAUAUAAAGUGACAACGUUUGUGUUUGGGAAACAAAUUAAAGAUUAAUUGACUGAU